Frankliniella occidentalis (western flower thrips) is the source of this 1735-nucleotide messenger RNA. RefSeq names its product NADH-cytochrome b5 reductase 2. Gene Ontology annotation, cellular component: mitochondrion. Lineage: Eukaryota; Metazoa; Arthropoda; Insecta; Thysanoptera; Thripidae. The record is from RefSeq and is a predicted model, not a curated record. The coding region runs from base 400 to 1308 and encodes 302 amino acids. The transcript is spliced from 7 exons. Gene Ontology annotation, molecular function: FAD binding; oxidoreductase activity.
GCCGUGAGAGUGACAGAGAUGUGUUGAUCUACAGUCUCUUUCAGGCGGCCCUCUUCGUCCCUCCCUCACCCCCCUCACCGGCUGCAGGCUCAGGCUGCAGCAGCGGCAGGAGAGGAGGAGGAGCAGCAGCAGCAGCAGCACCCAGCAGUAGCAGUACAGUACGCACUGCCGCGUCGAGGCGCCGAGGCGACUCUUUGGAUGAAAAUCAUCGAGUGAUCCCGGGCCAACAAAGCCAGAAGUCUUGCCAGCUCGCCAGGAUCCUUCCGAGCCAUGUCAUCCCCUCAGGCCGAGGCCGCGCGCGCCAGCGUCCUGUUUUAAGGUGAAAGUUGUGCAUUGCUGAACGCCCAUGGAAGUGGGCAGCUUCAAGCUUCAAGAAAAUACCCUGAUAUAGACGAAAAGAUGCAUAGCUCACUGAAUUUACCGCUUCUUGUUGGGGCUGGAGUGAUUGUUGCAAGUGCUAUCAUCGUUGCCUUAUGGUCUGCAACAAAGAAGAAAAAGCUCGUUGCUCUAGUAGAUCCGGCUCAGAAGAUUGCCAUUCCCCUGAUUGAGAAGGAAGAACUAAGUCAUGACACAAGAAGGUUCAGAUUUCAAUUACCAUCCAAAAAGCAUUGCUUGGGUCUGCCUAUUGGCCAGCAUAUAAAUAUUUCAGCAUCAAUCAAUGGUGAGCCAUGUAUUCGGUCUUACACACCAGUAAGCAGUGAUGAAGAUUUGGGGUACAUGGAUCUUGUUGUUAAGGUCUACUUUAAAAAUGUUCAUCCUAAAUUCCCCAAUGGUGGAAAGAUGAGCCAACAUCUAAAUGACUUAAAAAUUGGCGACACCAUUGAUAUUCGUGGCCCCACUGGUCGUCUCCAGUAUUUAGGUCGUGGACAGUUCUCAAUCAAAGCUUUAAGAAAUGCUCCACCAACUAUUGUGAAAGUCAAAAAAGUUGCAAUGAUUGCUGGUGGUACUGGUAUUACUCCAAUGCUUCAGCUUGUAAGGAGUGUGAUGAGGGACACAUCUGAUUCAACUGAGCUUGCUCUGUUGUUUGCUAAUCAAACUGAAAAAGACAUUUUACUCCGAGAGGAACUUGAACAAGCCGCUGCUGAUUCAAAUGGACGAUUUAAGCUGUGGUACACAGUAGACUCACCCUCUGAAGGAUGGAAAUACAGCAAAGGAUUUGUCAGUGCUGAAAUGAUUAGUGGUCAUCUAUUCCCCCCUUCAUCAGACACCCUUGUGUUAAUGUGUGGGCCUCCGCCCAUGAUUAACUUUGCCUGUGUGCCAAACCUGGAUAAGCUUGGCUAUGAUGCCAAACUUAGAUUUGCAUAUUAGAACUUUGUUUGACAAAUAUUAGAACUUUUAAAAAUAUGCCGGUUUUUGUUUGUUGUGUUUGUAAAGGAGAGGUCAACUGUAUGUACCAAUUGUACAUAAAGUUUAAACUACAUAUGUCAUUUCCAAUGCAAGCUGUGGUACUUUUCUCUAUGUAACUGCAUUUUCUGGGUAGAAAAAUAUCCACUAGAAUGUAUUGAUAUUUUGUUUUAAGUUUUUAUUUUUAAGAUUAUUGAGUACUUGUACGCUUUUAAGGUUGUGUUAUUGUAAACAUUAUGGUGUCAUGUGUGACAAAGUGCAUUUUGAACUUUACUUUGCAUUUUGUGAUAAAGCAAUAAGUAAUUGUAUGUUUACAAUCUAUUUUCAUUAGUUGCUAGCUUGAUUUUGAGGAAUGUUGCUAGCAUCUUAAUAAAGGUACAUCUGUUUAGUA